GGAAACAUACUUUCGCCGUUUCGCGGAUCUUGAUUCAUAAUGUUGAUGCACUUACCACAAAGCUCGAACUCGCACUACUUAAACUCGGAGUCAAACGCUAAGAAGCCACUUGUACAUGUACGUCGCUCGACUUAUCACACCGGACGAAUGAGAAUAUGAGACUGAUGAUGAAUUGAGAUGCCACCGUUCGUACAUCAGACAUUAUGAAAUUCCACUAAUUACGGGGAGCUCAUAAACACACAAGUCGCACGGAAUAACCCAUCUAGCUCAACUUUCUGAAUGGGGCUCCCGACAUUUAAGACUUCUCAGCCACAGAACGAAGCUCACAGAACACGAAGGCACGUACAGCAUUCCACCAAAGGGAGAGAGGUUCAGUCCAAGAGAAAUGCCCAACUUCGUGGAACGAAACCCUGCAGAUAUCCGUGUUUUAGAGGUCUCCGUCGUUUAUGAAAGUCGUAGGAUUUGAAGCACUGGGUAUGGUCUCCCUCAUCGUCACGUCCUCCCAUAUGUCUUUCCGUCUCCAUUUGUUUCGUCGAUCAAGUUCAACGUAAUCCAAUCUAGCAAACCAUAAGUUGCUAGCUCAUAAAAAGGUGCUCACUACUCUCCCUAGAAGCGAAACCUUGCAAGGGUUUGGGGACUUCAGUAGGAAGUCGAGCGGCACUUGUUCUGCGGGAUCGAUCAAUCGACCAAAGUGAGAAGGUUCGAAAUGGAGAUCAACGAACUGACGAGCAAUCUGCAAGAUGCGGAGUCCAGCGAGGAACAUAUUACGGACAUGGAUCUCGACCACGGAACUUGCAUCCAAUCAGCCUCAGCUUCCUCAAAAGAGGGCGAGGGAGAGAGCUCAAAGGAGGACGUGGAUGUGAUGGCCGUUCUGAAUAGACUUAAUAUGGGUUUGAGGAGAAUCCGGUCGGAAGUUGUAAAGGAUAAAAUCGACAAAAAUCGUUCGAAGUUGAUGCUGCACUAUAGCGGUAGGAGCAAAAUGUUAGUCGACCGAGCGGACGCUCAGCCUGACAGAAGUUUCAAUUUCUCUGUGAAGAGAUUGUAUCCAAGCAUUCCUGAUAAUGCUUCAGACACCGCUGACGCUGCUGAAGCAUCAACAGCUGCAACAGCUCUCACUUUCGCCAAGUUAAGUGUUGAUAAGGAGUCCAAAGAAUUCCAGAAAUUGCUGCCUAGACCACUGCAGCAGCAUGUACCUCCACGUUACGUCACUUGGAUCUUCACUAAUAGAAACCGUCUUAUGGUCGAAGGGCAAUCGAUCGAGAACCAAAAGCGGAUUAUUUACCAAGGGAAGGAAGCAGUACUUGCCAGCGACUCGGAUGAUGAGCUGCAAUCAUCUAUACAUAAGGAGAAAGACUUCAAUGUGAAUGAGGACUCCAUCAUCUGGAUAGCAAUUCAAAAUUUUGGAGUAAGAGAUGAUCUUUUUGAGGCCAUAUCUGCCAUCAUCCACCGGAAGAGUGAAGACAUCAAGGACAGAUAUGAGCUGAUUAUGUCAGACGACACACUGGUGUCGCGUUUGCCGCGAUUGCUCCCAAGCUGUGUGAAUGAAAAGACAGUCGGUAAAAGCGUGGAACGAAGCUCAUGUCAUUUUGAAAAGAGUGACUUCUUAUCUGGCUACAUCGACCCAGAUCUUGACUGCAAAUUUCUGCAGCAAGCGUACUUGGAACUGACGAGAAAAAUUGAUCGAUUAUCGAUCCGAGAAAAUGAAACCCAUCAAGCAACAACCAUAUCGGAGGAACGGAGACACGAGAGUACUUCAUCCAUGAUCGGCAAAUUCUCCCAAGCCCCAGACUAUAAUUGUGAAUUUGAAGCCGAUCUGGAAAGUGAUGUAGAAAACUUGGAAGGCUGUAGAAAACUAGUUGCAGCAAUGAGUUGUUUACGAGCUGAAAACCAUCCACUUCUGAAGAAAGUAAAUUUUGACCUGGAGAAACUAUCACAAAGACCUGACGACCUGAGUGAAGCGAUGAGUUCAUUUGACAAUCUGUUUUGUCGCGAAUGCUUGGUUUUUGAUUGUGAGCUACAUGGCUACUCAAAACCACUUAUACUUCCGAGCUUAAUGCAGAGGCCAGAGCUGAGUACUUCACAAGAAUCUAGUUGUGAACCUUGUGGUGCACAUUGCUAUCUAUUCGACAGAAAACUGAAGGUGGACAAGCUUAGUGGCUCGGCAUUGGACGUUGAGAUGAUUGAGGGCGAUCAACAGGAACCUACAACUACGAACCAAAGUUGUGAUCAAGAUAGAAAAUCUGUCAUUAUCGGAUCCGAGGCGCCACUUUCUAUUUGCAAUACAAGUAUAGAGACGUGGAACAAUUUUGAAAUUGGCCUUUUCAACAAAGGCCUACAGAUCUUCGGCAAAUGCAGCUGUUUGAUAGCCCAAAAUCUACUCAAAGGAUUCAAGACUUGUGCCGAGGUUGCCGAUCGAUUCGCCGCGAGAGAAGUGUCCUCUAUCGUUGAAGAAGCCCUUCCGGCCCUCGAGAGACCGAAAGCAUCAAAGAAAAGGAGCGGUCGCAAGGUGAAGCUAAGGUUCUCUCAUAAGAGACCUAGGAACUUUGAGAAUUUUCGGCUCCAGUUCCAUCCUUGUGAUUGCAACUCGGGAUGUGGAGAUCAAUGCACAUGCCUAAUGCAAGGAACAGUCUGUGAGAAAUACUGCGGGUGUCCGAGGUUUUGUAAAAAUAAAUUUCCUGGGUGUCAAUGCGCUAAGAGCCAGUGCAGCAAUAAGUCAUGUGUCUGCUUUCUCGCCAACCGCGAGUGUGAUCCUGAUGUCUGUCGCAACUGCUCUUUCAAGUGUGGAGACACAACACACGGAGACACCUCAACGAGCGUGGGACGAAAGAUGCAGUCUACCUGCCUGAAUAUGAGGAUUCAACUGAGUCAGAAGAAAGCGGUCCUCCUAGCAAGGUCGGAUGUGAGCGGCUGGGGCCUGUUUAUGAAGGAGGCUGCAAUCACGCACGACUACCUUGGCGAGUAUACAGGAGAGCUAGUAACACAACAGGAGGCGGACAAGCGAGGAAAGAUCUACGACCUUGUGAACCUGUCAUUCCUCUUUGAUCUCAAUGAGACGUAUGUCAUCGAUGCUUAUCGGAUGGGGAGCAAGUUUAAGUUCGUCAAUCAUUCAUCCAAACCCAACUGCUACCCAAAGAUAGUGAAGGUGGCGGGUGAGCAUAGAGUGGGCAUCUUUGCGAAAAGAAAAAUCGAGGCUGGAGAGGAGCUGUUCUUUGAUUAUGGGUAUGAAAAAUUGCUCGGUGAGAGGACGCCAUGGUGGGCACGGAACGACAAGAAAGCUGGGGCCGUACAUGGUUCCACUCUGAAUACAAUCAGUUCAAGUUCCGGACAAAAGUUCAAGGAUGCUGCUGCGCACUGACACAUACUAACCUCUCGAAUCAGAACUAUACUCUCCUCUCCGAUCAUUCAAAGCUGUUCACAUAUAUAUAAUAAAAGUACAUCACUCAUCGUACACAUUUGC
Marchantia polymorpha subsp. ruderalis is the source of this 3457-nucleotide messenger RNA. The record is from the annotation of a GenBank genome assembly. Lineage: Eukaryota; Viridiplantae; Streptophyta; Marchantiopsida; Marchantiales; Marchantiaceae.